Medioppia subpectinata is the source of this 471-nucleotide messenger RNA. The record is from the annotation of a GenBank genome assembly. NCBI's taxonomy places the organism in Eukaryota, Metazoa, Arthropoda, Arachnida, Sarcoptiformes, Oppiidae.
GCGUCAAAAUAGGUGUGAAAAUCGGUGUCCAUAUCGUAGACACACAUCGCAUAUGAUUUGCGAUUUUAUAUGACAUUUGAAGCAAUUGUGUUGUGAUUGUGGACACAAUCGGUGAUAAUGACAGUCAUAGGUCUGUCGAAUCAGCUAAUAGUUCCCAUCACUCUUUGGGGCUCACAAUCGCCCACACAUUGCAUAUCGUGUGUGCUUUUGACCAACGAUUACAAGACAGUAGUGACGGGUUGUAAUGACGGACAGAUCUGUCUUUGGGACUGCCAUUCGGCCACUCUUUCCUUGACUCCAAGAAGUCUGCUCUUCGGCCACUCCUCACCAGUUCUUUGUUUGGCGAACGGAAAGCAAACAAAUGACAAUUCAUUACUCGUCAGCUCAUCGGAAGCCGGUACUGUAGUGUUUGAUCGGUUAUGCGAUAUAAGGCCAUCACAGCUCAGGAUAUCCCACAAUCUUAAGUACUGA